AUGGUUCUUUCUUUGCUUGCUCUGGGUCUGCUCGGCCCUGCCGCCCUUGUCGCAGCUUCGCCCCAAACCAUCACCCUAACACGCACCGAGUGGCAGACUGUUACUUCCUGCCCUGUCGCGACCGUCUCGCUUUGUGCCGCCUCUUGCAACGCAAAUCCCUACACCCUUGGGAUCAACGUUGGUUAUGCCACCGACAACACCCCUGUCACCACGGCGACCGUUACUCGAUCUGUAAUCCCUUCUCCCAGCCAAGGAUCAAGCAAUGGUCCUGGCUCUGGUCCUGGAAAUGGCAAUGGCUCUGGAAACAACCAAGGCUCCAACAACGGAGCUGGAAACAACCAGGAUUAUGCCAAUGGUUCUGGUUCCAACAAUGGUUCUGGCAAAACCAUCACUGUGAUUGAAGGCAAGACUAUCACAAUCUAUGGAGGCUCCACCUCGACCCUUACUGCCGGAGCUGUGUAUACCACGGACGUUGUAUAUCCCUCUUCCGUCACUUGCUCAGCAGGAGAGACCGUCAUCAUUGAGAAUGAAACUCUAGUCAUCACUCAGGCCACGACCAUCUACGACUGUCCUUGCACCAAGGCUGCAACUUUGACAGUGGGUGCGGCAUACACCACUCAGGUAGUCUACCCAUCCUCCAUGACUUGCAAUGGUGGUGAGACCAUCACCAUCUACGGAACAGAAACCGUUGUUGCUGGCCCCACCGUCAUUACAGACUGUCCCUGCACCAAGCCCACCACUCUUUAUGUCCCGGGCCCUACAACCACUUUGCCCGGAACCACGAUUACUGGAGGCGCGGCUUCAUCCUCAGGCGCUUCGGUCCCAGGCUCAACAGCUUCAGAUGGUGGUGCUUCAGGAUCCGGCGCAGCGUCCAGUGCAGUCGUCUCUGGCUCUUCGUCUGCUGCUGUUAGCGGCAGCGCGAGCUCAGGAAGCAACCCAUCGGGCACUGCCACUGCUGGCUCCUAUCAGACCGCUGUCGACGGCAUCAACUUCCUCGUUCAGAAGGGUGUCAACUACAACGGUACUCCUCUGAACAUCAUGGCUAAAAGACAAGCUGCCAACACACUGUCAACCUGUCUGAACACCUGUGCUGGAUCUUCCCUCUGCGUCGCAACUUCAUUCAACACAGAUACCUCCGCCUGUUUAUACUUCAGCGCUGUUGACCAGAGCAGCCGCCAUGCCCAAAGCGAAAUCACUUUCGCUAUUGCUACCUCUCGUCUCGCUGUUCAGUCCUCCUCGGUCGCACCUUCGGCUUCCGGAAGUGGUGUUGCUUCUGGCUCGGCCAGCAUCGCCUCUUCGACCUCGGGAGCUGCAAGCAUGUCUUCUGUAUCCGCCUCGAGCAUGAGUGCGUCUCUUCCAGGCUCCGCUGGCCCCACAAGUGCAUCGCAGUCCGGUUCUUCCAUGAUUGCGUCUGUUUCAGGCUCCGCUGCUCCUACAAGUGCAUCGCAGUCCGGUUCUUCCAUGUCUCAAGGCGGAUCGCAGUCAAGCUCUGUAGCUUCCUCCGCGUCCCAGUCCGGUGACGGCUCAUUCACCGUCGGCUCAUCCACCGUCGGCUCAUCCACCGUCGGCUCAUCCACCGUCGGCUCUGCCAGCGCUUCGUCUCAGUCCGCUUCAGGCUCUGGUUCUUCCAUCCCGUCAUCGCUCGGCUCUUCGACCCAGUCAGGCCCAGGCUCGUCAAUGCCCUCAUCUCCCGGGUCAUCUACAGAGUCAACUUCCUCGGGAACCAUCACCUCUGCUUCCAGCGUCAUCACCAGCGCCUCUUCUUCUGGCACGGUCUCGGCAUCGUCCAACAUGACCAUGACCAGCGCGGCCCCUACUUCGGCGCCUACUCUGGAGGUGUCAAACCAGCCUCUGCCUGCUUGUGGUAAUGCAAACGGUACAUCAACUCAACAAUGCUCGGAUGACUCGGGCAAUGUCUACGCCGUCACUGGCGGUACGGCUUAUGUUGGCGACUCAUUCAACACUUCCGACACUACACUCGACGAUGACGGCAACGUUGUCAGCGGAAGUCCAGCGAAAUUAAAGAAGCGUGCUUUCGCACCGUCCCUCCGCGCCUGUCUGAUCUACUGUGAUCGCUUCCAGGGUUGCAAAGGUGCCAACUUCUUCAACGGUGGCCAAUGUACUCUGUUCAGCAAGAUUACUGGCACUGCUCGCAACCCCAAUGCAUUCGCAGCCAUCUUUGUCGCUACAGCUCAGCAAGCAGCUGCAUCAAGCUCUCAAUACAGUGCCACUGCAACCAUGACCUCGUCUUCUGCUUCAUCUUCCGACGUAUCUACUUCAGCUAGCAUGACAUCUUCCUCUGUCGCCGUAUCUUCGUCUUCGGUAGUCUCAAUCUCCUCCACAAGCAUGGUUGUCUCGACUUCGAGCGCAUUGACUUCCUCAUCCGGUGCUACUCAAUCGACCAGCGAGGUCGUCUCCUCUACUGCUUCGAGCUCUGCUUCCUCUGGCGUCAUCAGCUCUUCCAGCUCUGCCAGCUCUUCCAGCUCGAUGCCAUCUGGUUCAGGAAACACUACCUCAAGCGGUUCUCCUAUGAGUACCAUGUCGAGCACCUCAGUCGCCUUCCCCGCUGGCAACACGACUUCGACUGCUGGUCCCACUGCCUCGACCGAUGUGUUUACCUCUUCUAUGAUUGGAACCUCAAGCUCGGCUGCUUCCAAAUCAGGUGACAGCACGACGACCAGUGCUACUUCCUCUGCAUCUAGCUCCUCUAGCUCAGCUGUCUUCACCAUGGGCAACAGCACCCUGACUAGCGCUGGCCCCACUGGCACUGGCUCUUCUAGUUCAUCCAAGAUCUCUUCUUCUUCUUCAAUGACCUCGUCAUCCACGUCUACAUCCAUGGAGAGCAGCAGCAGUGCUCCAUUCCCCAGUGGUAAUGGAACCUCUUCUGCUCUCUCUACCGGAGCUAUGACUACAUCCUCUGUUUUGAGCUCAUCUAGCUCUGCUCUCUUCACCAUGGGUAACAGCACCGUCUCAUCGACGGCUGGCCCCACUGGCACUGGCUCUUCUAGUUCAUUCGAAACAUCCUCUUCCUCCUCGAAGACCUCUUCCUCGUCGUCCGCAUCUGCAUCAAGCAGUGCUCCAUUCGCCAAUGGUAACUCUACGUCUUCUGCGCUCUCCACUGGUGCCAUGACGACCUCCUCUCUCUUGAGCUCCUCGAGUUCCGCUGUCUUUACCAUGGGAAACAGCACAUCUAGCACUGCUGGCCCAACUGCUCCCAUCACCUCCAUGUCAUCGUCCAGCUCCCCGAUUGCCUCCAGCUCGUUGAGCAGCGCCAUGUCUGCCAUGAGCAACAGCACAACAACUGCUCAGGAGACAAGCUCCAUGCCAACGCUCUCGAGCUCGAGCAGCGCUCCCUUCCCCAUGACAAACUCUACCAGCACCACAGCCAGCAUGCAACCCACAUCUGGCUCGGUGGCACCAUUCUCCAACUCUACAGUGCAGCGCCGCGCUAACCUCGAGUACUUCCUUGCCGGAGGCUCUCAGUAG
Aureobasidium uvarum is the source of this 3486-nucleotide messenger RNA. The record is from the annotation of a GenBank genome assembly. Lineage: Eukaryota; Fungi; Ascomycota; Dothideomycetes; Dothideales; Saccotheciaceae.